Cajanus cajan (pigeon pea) is the source of this 1701-nucleotide messenger RNA. RefSeq names its product protein CANDIDATE G-PROTEIN COUPLED RECEPTOR 7. NCBI's taxonomy places the organism in Eukaryota, Viridiplantae, Streptophyta, Magnoliopsida, Fabales, Fabaceae. Gene Ontology annotation, biological process: transport. The record is from RefSeq and is a predicted model, not a curated record. Gene Ontology annotation, cellular component: membrane; Golgi apparatus.
UUGAUAUUAAUGAAACGGUCAUUAGAUAUGGAUCAUGGUAGACCACUUGAAGCACUAGUCCACCUUAGAAUCCGUCUUCUAUACAUAUGAAGUUUUGGUUAAGUAGUUCUUCAUUCAGACCACAGAAAACACUCGUUCGUUGACUUGACUCGAUCGUCCAAGAUGAGCAAACUGGCCUUCAUCACCGGCAUGCUAGCCCUCCUCCUCCUCCAAGCGCCCUGCUCCACGGCGGAGAUACAAACCCUCACCAUAACCUCCGACACCCGACCGAUGAUCCUGAUAGAGAAAUUCGGGUUCACCGGAAGAGGCCACGUGUCGAUCUCCGUGUCGUCGGUGUCCGUGGUGGCGGGAACAGGCUCCCAACCGGAACCCUCCCGUCUGGGAUUCUUCCUCCUGAGCGAGGAGUCCCUGCUCCAAGUCCUGAUCGAGAUGCAGCAAAACCCUAACUUCUGCGUCCUUGAUUCCCACUACACCAACCACCUCUUCACCUUCCGCUGCCUAUCUCCUCCUCCCGCUUCCUCCUUCAACCAUACUUACCCCCUUAUUUUACCCGCUCGAUAUUCCUUAUUCUUCGCUAACUGCAACCCCGAGAGUUCCGUCUCCAUGAAACUCCACACCGAGUUUUUCACCCUCAACCGCGACGGUUCCCGCAACUACCUCCCCUCCGGCCACGCCCUUCUCCCUUCUCUCUUCUUCCUUUUCUCCAUCCUUUACUUCUCCUUCCUCGCCUUCUGGCUCUAUCUCUGCCACGUCAGCAAUCACUCCCUUCUUCACCGCAUCCACUUCCUCAUGCCCUCGCUCCUCCUCGCCAAGGCUCUCAGCCUUCUCUUUGCCGCCGCGGUCAAGCACCACGCCAACCUCACCGGCAUUUCUCACGCUUGGGAUGACGUCACGUUUCUCGUCUUUGACUUCGUUAGUGUCGUUUUGCUCUUCACCGUCGUCGUUUUGGUGGGGACACGCUGGACCUUCCUCCACCCCUUGAGGCAAAGAGGGAAGACGGUGCUCUUCUUCGUGGUCCUCCCGCUUCAGAUCCUCGCGCAUGUCGCUUUCGUUGUUGUUCACAACACUGGUCCCUAUAUACAGGAUUGGGUUACAUGGAACCAGAUUCUCUUGCUCCUAGAUUUCAUAUCAUGUUGUGCCGUUGUUUUCCUCUUUCUUUGGGCUAUACGAUUGCUCCGGAGAAUUACCUCCAAGGCCCAAAGCGAGCCUGCUAUGAACUUGGAUAGGUUUCGCCUUAUCAAACGAUUCUACCUCGUUGUCCUAGGCUACUUUUUGAUGACGCGCUUUGGGGUAUUUGUUCUCAGGACCAUAAUUGCCUAUGAGUACGAGUGGGUGAGUAAUCUCGCCGAGGAAACUGUUACUCUUGUGUUUUGCAUUGUCAUGUUCUACAUGUUUAGGCUUGUGGAGAAAGAUGAAUACUCUGUCCUCGCCGAGAUCGUUGUCAACGAAUAACAAUGUUGAAAACUUUGAAACUACUACUAAUGUCUUUAGUACUACGUACAUUUUAUUUCCGCUUCACACAACACUGUUGUUACACGUUAGAUACUGGAAUUGCCUGCAUAUUUACCCUUUCUUUCGCAGCGCUUGUAAUAUUGUAAUAUACUGUGUUACUAUAGACUUUUCCACUUCUUUCGCAGCCUAUUACUUGUACUUCUACUUCUACAUGUAUUAAUUAUAGUCUCCUCCCCGUGUUACAUCCAA